This is a messenger RNA of Oncorhynchus keta (chum salmon), 3896 nucleotides long. Its product is annotated as cGMP-inhibited 3',5'-cyclic phosphodiesterase 3B-like. The transcript has 16 exons. Gene Ontology annotation, biological process: signal transduction. The record is from RefSeq and is a predicted model, not a curated record. The coding region runs from base 267 to 3557 and encodes 1096 amino acids. Gene Ontology annotation, molecular function: 3',5'-cyclic-AMP phosphodiesterase activity; protein kinase B binding. NCBI's taxonomy places the organism in Eukaryota, Metazoa, Chordata, Actinopteri, Salmoniformes, Salmonidae. Gene Ontology annotation, cellular component: membrane.
AGUGCACGGUUUGUUCUAGUGCUGCAGAGCGCGUGCCUGUGUAGAUAUGUAGUUUUUGUAGCGGAUUGUCACAUCUAGGCGGCGACACGGAGUCCCUUUUAUCUAAAAACAACAACAUUUCACCUUCUCUUUCUUUUAGUCAAAAUGCUUGAGCACGUUUGAGUGACCAUGGAGUGCGUUUGCCGUCAUGUAGUUGAGUCUUAAUACGUCGAGAAUAUUGGGAAACGGAAACUUUUGAAGGAAUCCAAGGAGCUACAGUUGAAAACAUGGCUGUUCGCGAGGAAGGAGAGGUUUUGCACAGUAAAAUCAGGCACCACGAUGGGGUUGCCAAUGCAAACAGCACAGAGAGCUUCAGGAACGGCUAUGUGAAGAGCUGCGUCACCCCUUUAAAACAAGACCAUCAAAGGGGAUUUUUGUUUAACAUCUGUAGGUUUUGCAAUGAGGACAUUCUGAAUUCAAAAAUAUUUCGAAUUUCUGGCCUAUACCUGGGUGCAUUCGCAAUUUUUGCAGUUUCGUUGCUUAUUUCCAGGAGCUUACAAAGUGACUUCAGCUUUUGGGAUUUGCGGACUUUUCUGUCGGGCUUCUCUCAGUCCAUCAGCCCUCUCUUUAGCAUAGGCUGUGCAUUCUUCUUUUUGACCUUUUAUUUAAGGAGGAAAAAGAGGGAAAGUAAUACAUGUUGGCUUGUGUCACUGCCAGCAUCAUGUUACUUAGGGGAUUUUUUAGUUUUGCGGUUUUUGCAGUGGGGAGAGGACCAACACCAGAUGCAAAUGUUUGGCAGGUUGUUAUUCGUGUUGGGGUGUGUGGGUCUCCUAACACUGAUCCCCACUUUGAAACUCAAACACAGUGUUCUGAUCCUGGUGUUUGCCAGUGUUGUGUGGUUGGUGUCUUUCACCAGUCUGAGCUGUCUGCCUGCACUCCUGAGACCCGUGUUUGCGUGUUUGGCGGGUGUCUCAGGCUCGCUCUUGUCCCUCUGUUUUGACCAUUAUUACCCGUCGAGGGAAACGCCGAAUAGGAUCUCCAGCAACGAGGAGAAAGUCCCUGUGAUCAGACCCAGGAGAAGAUCCAGUUGCGUUUCUUUGGGGGAAACGUCGACCAGCUAUUAUGGUAGCUGUAAAAUGCCUCGCAGACCUUCGUUACCGUGCAUAUCCAGAGAACAGAUGAUCCUAUGGGACUGGGACCUGAAGCAGUGGUACAAGCCCCAGUAUCAGGGAGCGGUAAGUGGUAACGGAGUGGACCUGUCGGUCAUCAACGAGGCCAGGAACAUGGUGUCUGACCUGCUGAUGGACUCGUCCCUGUCGCCACACACCGUCUCGUCCCUGCGCAGCGUCAGCAGCCUCAUGGGGACCUUCUCUGGCUCCUGUCGGCCCAGGGUCAACCCCUUCACCCCCUUCCCAGGUUUCUACCCCUGUCCCGAGGUGGAGGACCCUGCAGAGAGGGGCGACAGGAAGCCCCUGAAGGGUCUUAGCAGCAGGAACAGCCUACCAACCCCCCAACUCCGCCGCGGCUCCACCUCCUCCCCUCUCCCCCCUCUGGAGUCGGCCUCCUCCCGCUGGGAACGCAACAACGGCAAGAGACCGGGACCCCACCCUGACCUCAAUAUGACCAGCACGGGGUCUCUGUCCAAUGGGCCAAAUGCAAACCUGUUGACCAUCCCUAAGCAGAGGUCCUCCUCUGUGACCCUGACCUACCAUGCCGGAUCCAGGAGAGCAGGUGCGUCCCCCAGUCUGAGUCCUGUCAGCUCCCCCAGCCACAGUCCUCAAGGGGGAGGUCUCUCCUCCCAGGUUACGCGCCCCCCGGUGGAGUUCCCCGACACAGCUGACUUCCUCACCAAGCCCAGCGUCAACCUGCACAAGCCCCUGGGCUACAUCCUCAGCUCCGCUGACUUCCAGGGGCCCUAUCGCAGCCCCGCUGCCCUGUGCACCAGCUGUGGUCGUCAGAUGCUGAAGAACAUUCCCAAUAUGGAGGCAGGGGAGGGACACCUGCCAUUCACUGGUCAUGCUGAGGCCCAGCGCAGACGCUCAGCAGGUGAGGGGUCAGAGUUCAUGGGGGAGGCACUGAUCAGGGAGGAGAGUGUGGAGGCCGAGUCGAUGGGGGACAGGAGUCCAGACGCAGGGAGCCGGGGCCAGACAGACAAGGAGGAGCAGAGCGCCACUACAGAGCAGCAGACUCAGGAAACGGAGGGUGAGUUCAGACUAGACCCCCUGCUGGAGAACCACGAUGACCUCAUGGAGAAGAUCAACAGCUGGAACUUCCAGAUCUUUGACCUGAUGGACAGAACAGGAGGGAAGACAGGAAGAAUACUCAGCUACGUGACCUACACUCUGUUCCAGGACACUUGUCUGUUUGAGAUGUUUAAGAUCCCUGUGAGGGAGUUCAUGUCCUAUUUCUGUGCUCUGGAGAACGGCUAUAGGGAUAUUCCCUAUCAUAACCGGGUCCAUGCCACUGAUGUUCUCCAUGCUGUCUGGUACCUGACUACCCGGCCUGUUCCAGGAUUCCAGCAGAUCCACAAUGAGCAUGUGACAGGAAGUGACACAGAUUCAGACAGUGGGAUCUCGCCGGGCCGGGUAUCAUACGCCUCCUCCAAGAGCUCGUCCAUCUCUGACGACAACUACGGCUGCCUGGCGUGGAACAUCCCUGCUCUGGAACUCAUGGCACUAUAUGUAGCAGCUGCCAUGCAUGACUAUGACCACCCCGGUCGCACAAACGCCUUCCUCGUAGCCACUAACGCAGCUCAGGCGGUGUUGUAUAAUGACCGUUCGGUCCUGGAGAACCACCACGCUGCUUCGGCCUGGAGCCUCUACCUGUCUCAGCCAGAGUUCAACUUCCUGGCCAACCUGGACCACGUGGAGUUCAAACGUUUUCGCUUCCUGGUCAUCGAGGCCAUCCUCGCCACAGACCUGAAGAAGCACUUUGACUUUCUCGCCGAGUUCAAUUCAAAGGUGAAUGAUGUGAACAGUCCAGGAAUCGACUGGACUAAUGAGAAUGACCGGCUGCUGGUGUGCCAAGUCUGCAUUAAGCUGGCAGACAUCAACGGGCCAGCCAAAGGACGCGAUCUGCACCUCAAGUGGACAGAAGGCAUUGUCAAUGAGUUUUAUGAGCAGGGGGAUGAGGAGGCCACUUUGGGAUUACCCAUCAGCCCCUUCAUGGACCGCUCCUCUCCCCAGCUGGCCAAGCUGCAGGAGUCCUUCAUCACACACAUUGUGGGGCCGCUCUGCAACUCGUACGACGCCGCUGGCCUGCUCCCUGGCUACUGGAUCGACGAGGAGCGCUCUGAGGAGGAGGAUGAGGAAGAGCAGGUGGAGGACACAGAGACUGACGAAGACGAGCUGGAGGAGGAGCUCGAACCAAAAAGGAGAAACGGCCGGCGUCGCCUGUUCUGCAACAUCAUGCAGCACCUGACAGAGAACCACAAGGUGUGGAAGAAGACCAUCGAGGAGGAGGAGAAGAGCAAGGAGAUGCAGCAGGCCGACAGUCUGCCUCUCAGCCUGUCCCCUUCGCCCUCCGACGACCAGAUCCAGGUCAUUCAGGAGGAGGAGGAAGGAGAGGAGCGCCAGUAGCAGGAGAAAGAUGAAGAAGAGGAAGAGGAGGGACAGAUCCAGGUCAUUCAGGAGGAGGAAGGAGAGGAGUGCCAGUAGCAUGAGGAAGAUGAAGAAGAGGAAGAGGAGGGACAGAUCCAGGUCAUUCGGGAGGAGGAGGAAGGAGAGGAGCGCCAGUAGCAUGAGGAAGAUGAAGAAGAGGAAGAGGAGGGACAGAGCCAGGAUGCUCGGGAAGGGCAGAACAGUGAAAGAGAAAGUCCUUCAACUCCUCCCUCUUACACACACACAAACAUUUAUACACACACACACACACACACACACACACACACACACACACACACACACACACACACACACACA